GCCUAAGCCCUGCCCCUCCGUGGCGCCUUCUAAACGCGUUCUUCCGCCCGCCCCUUCCUUUCUCCUUUCCUCCGCCAUCGUGGUGGGUGUCCCUGAUUCUCCCUCGCCAUGUCUUCUCACAAGACCUUCAGAAUAAAGAGGUUCCUGGCCAAAAAGCAAAAGCAAAACCGCCCCAUUCCGCAAUGGAUUCGGAUGAAAACUGGUAAUAAAAUCAGGUAUAACUCCAAGAGGAGACAUUGGAGAAGAACCAAGCUGGGUCUAUAAGGAAUUGCACUUGAAUGGCGCGCACAUUUCUUCUGUCUCAAUGUCACUAUCACCACAUCAAGCUGAAGAUGUCACCAUCUGGACAGCUGGACAUGUUUGAUUAGGGCUGUGACCAGUGGGCUGGUUCAGUAAUAAAUAUGUGAGACCUUUUGAA
Messenger RNA from Lepus europaeus (European hare), 418 nucleotides. It is a transcript of the gene RPL39, whose product is annotated as ribosomal protein L39. Bases 109 to 264 code for a protein of 51 amino acids. Gene Ontology annotation, molecular function: structural constituent of ribosome. The transcript has 3 exons. Lineage: Eukaryota; Metazoa; Chordata; Mammalia; Lagomorpha; Leporidae. Gene Ontology annotation, biological process: translation. Gene Ontology annotation, cellular component: cytosolic large ribosomal subunit; ribosome. The record is from RefSeq and is a predicted model, not a curated record.